Messenger RNA from Aspergillus viridinutans, 756 nucleotides. RefSeq lists its product as uncharacterized. The coding region runs from base 1 to 756 and encodes 251 amino acids. Gene Ontology annotation, molecular function: RNA polymerase II transcription regulatory region sequence-specific DNA binding; DNA-binding transcription factor activity, RNA polymerase II-specific. The record is from RefSeq and is a predicted model, not a curated record. Gene Ontology annotation, biological process: regulation of transcription by RNA polymerase II. The transcript is spliced from 2 exons. NCBI's taxonomy places the organism in Eukaryota, Fungi, Ascomycota, Eurotiomycetes, Eurotiales, Aspergillaceae. Gene Ontology annotation, cellular component: nucleus.
AUGGUUCAAUUAGGUCGUUAUGUGGUUGAGGACAGAGAUUCGUGGUAUGGACCUGAAUACACCUGCACCAUCUGCCAAAACCAGUUUGACGACUUGUCCGACGUGGAAGAGCACUGUCGAUGGGACCACUUCUGGUGUGUGCGAUGUGAACGCGUCUUCGUGUCAGAGGACUCCAAACGCGAUCAUCUGCGGAACUCGCAUCGGCAUCAUAUCUGCAAUCUUUGCGAAUUCGAAGUGGACUUUCCGUCUCAGCGCGACCUGGAAGACCACCUGGACGAACAGCACUGCUUGUGCGAACCAUGCAAAAGAUACUUCCCCUCGGCCUACGAACUGGGCCAGCAUGAUAUACAAUGCCACAACUGGUGCAAUAUCUGCGAUCGGUACUUCCGCAAUGAGAACAACUACCGCAUGCACCAACGCACGCACGACGCGCGCGACGAGGAAUGCUUCGGCUGCUACCGAGCAUUCGGGUCGUUCUCUGCCAUGCUGAUCCAUCUCGAAGCGGGGAAUUGCUCAAAGGGCGUGUCGCUCAGCGAUAUUCACGAGAUGGCGUUUGAGUGCUACCAAGCCCGCAAGUACACUCGGGACCAAAAUGAUUAUUUUCCAUACUUUUGCCCUGAUCCUGGGUGUGGGCGCGAGUUCCGGUUCCCCUCAGCUCUCUAUCAGCACGUGGAGACUAGUCCGAGCUGCGAUCAUCUGUUGCAAAUGCCGAAAUGUUUGGCCAAAUUGAGACGCUUCAUCUCGCAGCGGGUGUAG